Vigna angularis (adzuki bean) is the source of this 1695-nucleotide messenger RNA. RefSeq lists its product as uncharacterized. The record is from RefSeq and is a predicted model, not a curated record. Lineage: Eukaryota; Viridiplantae; Streptophyta; Magnoliopsida; Fabales; Fabaceae. The coding region runs from base 298 to 1467 and encodes 389 amino acids. The transcript is spliced from 16 exons.
CUUUGCAAGCUUCCAUAAUACCACAAAUACCCACAGUUCUCCGUAACAACGCAUGCAUAUAAUAAUAUAUUCCUUUUACCUCUCUCCCUCUCUCACUUCACUCGUAACUCUUGUUCCAUUGUCCUCGCCUUUCAUUCUUCCAUAUUUCUGGCUCUGAACUUUGUUUCCCUCUUCACUGAGAUUCUUCUGCAUCUGGAGCAAACAGUUUGCAAUGAAGAUUGAAUAAGAGAUCCAUUUCUUCUAUGAGGUCAAUCGAAUCAUGGAGGUGGACGACGGGAAAAAGGAGUGUCUUGCCUAAUGGGGAAAUCAAUUUUGAAGAUGAAGCAACUUCCUUUUAUGGUAGUUGUUUGUACAGUAAUGUUGUUUGUUGUGUAUAGGACUUUAAAGUAUCAAUAUUACGAAGAAGAGAUAGACAAAAGGUGGAGUUUCCUGGGAGAACAAGAGGCAUAUCCUGGUACUUCAGGAAAUCUGAAGGGCUUACCCCGAGGUAUAAUACAAGAUACUUCAGAUUUUGAGUUGAGGCCUUUAUGGUCGCCAAGUAGUUUGAGGUCAAAGGUUAGUGUUUACUCCAAUCGCCACUUGCUUGCAAUUCCAGUUGGUAUGAAACAAAAACAUAAUGUAGAUGCCAUGGUGCAAAAGUUUCUUCCAGAAAAUUUUACAAUUAUUUUAUUCCAUUAUGAUGCCAAUAUGGAUGGAUGGUGGGAUCUUAGUUGGAGUAGCAAGGCCAUACACAUAAUUGCUCAAAACCAAACAAAGUGGUGGUUUGCUAAAAGAUUUCUACAUCCAGAUAUAGUUUCUAUUUAUGAUUACAUCUUUCUUUGGGACGAGGACUUAGGGGUGGAGCAUUUUUCUCCAUCAAGAUACAUUGAAAUUGUGAAGGAAGAAGGAUUGGAGAUAUCUCAACCAGCACUUGACCCAGAUUCUGGACAGAUACAUCAUAAAAUUACAGUUAGAGCUAGAACAAAAAAAGUUCAUAGAAGAGUCUAUGAACUCAGAGGCAAUACUAGGUGUUCAGAGGCAAGUACAGGGCCUCCAUGCACUGGGUUUGUGGAAGGUAUGGCUCCUGUUUUCUCUCGGUCUGCCUGGGAUUGUACUUGGCAUCUUAUACAGAAUGACCUUGUCCAUGGAUGGGGAUUGGAUAUGAAAAUAGGAUAUUGUGCUCAGGGAGAUCGCACACAAAAUGUGGGAGUUGUUGAUGAGGAAUAUGUUGUUCACAAGGGAAUACCAAGUCUGGGUGGCAGUGGGGAUGAAACAGCUAAAGUUUUGAGUCGUGGAAGGCCAACUCCGAGACACGGUGCCUCGGUCUUUGAUGAGCGAAUUGAGAUAAGAAGGCAGUCAACGUGGGAAUUUGAAGUGUUCAAACGCCGGUGGAAUAAAGCUAUAGCUGCAGACAAAAACUGGGUUGAUCCAUUUACCAGUGAUAGAAAACGCUUGAGACAUAGGAAGAAAAAAAAUCACUUUUCUUAACUUUCUUUUUACUAGGUUUGAUUUGUUAGCCAUUUCAUUCACAUGGCAAUAGGCACAAUUUAGUUGUUGUAGCUGAAAGAAUAAACACUUCAUUCAAGUUUUGGAAUCUCAACAUAUUUCUUUAUAAUCUUUUGUUCUUUUCUUCAUAUUUUUUAGAUGUAAUUCUCAUAUAUGCAAACCUUGUUUCAUCAUUUCAGCUAUAAUGAAGAAGCUUCCAUUCUUUUUGUA